Molecule: messenger RNA, 2453 nt
Organism: Phragmites australis (common reed)
Lineage: Eukaryota; Viridiplantae; Streptophyta; Magnoliopsida; Poales; Poaceae
Product: ACT domain-containing protein ACR9-like
Exons: 6
Coding region: 158-1495 (445 amino acids)
Source: RefSeq, a predicted model, not a curated record
CCACCCGCCACCCAUCGUCCCCCACGGUGUUCACAAAAAUCCAUUUUUUAAGCGCGGCGAAAGGGAACGGGACUCAUUUACGAGAGGAGAGGAACACCCGGAGAAAGAGAGAGAGAGAGAGAGGCGACGAAGGAUCCCGAAUCUCGCCGGCCGGGUGAUGCCGGUGGCGGCGGCGGCGGCAGGAGGAGGAAGGGUGGGGAUGGUGCUCGGCGGCGGCGCGGCGGGGGUGGGAGGGGAUGACGCCGUGGUCAUGCAGAUGGCCGCCGCCGAGGGGGAGGAGACCGUCAUCACCAUCAACUGCCCCGACCAGGCCGGGCUCGGAUGCGACCUCUGCCGCACCAUCCUCGAGUUCGGCCUCCGCAUCACCCGCGGCGCAGACGUGUCUACGGACGGGCAAUGGUGCUUCGUGGUGUUCUGGGUUGUGCCACGCUCGCCGUCGAUCAAAAUCCGUUGGGCAAGUCUCAAGAACCGGCUCAUGUCAAUGUGCCCUUCCUCGUAUUCCAUCCCUUUCUACCACGACAGCAGCCAACCAGGUCCCUCGCAGUUCUACCUCCUGAAGCUCUUGUUAGCUGACCGGAAAGGAUUAUUGCAUGAUGUGACGCAUAUACUAUCGGACCUGGAGCUUAUAAUACACAGAGUGAAGGUGUCGACCACUCCUGAUGGAAGAGUUGUGGACCUCUUCUUUAUCACCGACGGCAUGGAACAGUUGCACACGAAGGAAAGGCAAGAAGAGACUUGCUCAACGCUGAUUGCUACCUUGGGUCCUUCCAUAAGCUGUGAGAUUCUAUCAGCAGAAGGGUUCCAGCAAGGGUUCUCUUCUCUUCCACCGAAAAUCUCUGAGGAAUUGUUCAGGGUGGAACUAGCUGAUAGCGAGAUCUGCUCAACUUUGCUUAGUGCAGAGUUGAAAAAGGUGCAGACGGCCACCAUCAAUUUUGACAAUUCCCUGAGCCCUGCACACACACUACUCCAAAUUAUUUGUGCUGAUCAGAAGGGGCUCAUUUAUGACAUUUUAAGAACACUGAAGGACUGCAGCAUUCAGAUAUUUUAUGGGCGGUUCAGGUCAGAUAAGAAAGGGUCAGUCAACAAAGGUUUACGAGAGGUCGAUCUUUUUGUGAAGCAAGUUGAUGGCAAAAAGGUCAUUGAUCCUGAGAAACAGGAUGUUUUGCGGUCACGCCUGAGGUCUGAGAUGCUCCAUCCUCUCAGGGUGAUGAUCGUCAGUCGUGGACCUGACACUGAACUCCUUGUUGCCAACCCUGUUGAGCUAUCUGGGAAGGGACGACCACGUGUAUUCUAUGAUGCUACUCUUGCUCUGAAAGCACUUGGGAUCUGCAUUUUCUCCGCUGAAAUUGGAAGACAGGAGGCAUCGGAACGUCAAUGGGAGGUCUACAGAUUCCUCCUGGAUGACAGCAAAGAGUUCCCCUUAGCAAACAGCCUGACUAAUAGGAACCGUGUUGUCGAUAGGGUAAGGAAAACGCUGAUGGGCUGUUACAACUAAGACUCGAUUUCUAUCUCCAAGAAUCCAAAGCUUGAAGACGACUGAUACAGUCAGCUCCAAUGUAUCCAGUAAAUUAUGUACCAAAAGCUCAAAUUAUUAUCACUUCAGACUCCAAAGUGGGCAGCCUGGAAUGCAACUCCACAACAUGGUGCGCACGCACCCUCUACCUCAACCGUCUAUUGAUUCUCUCAUUUAUCCCAUGUUUUUUUAUCACCUAACCCUCCUGCACGAAUCUCAACGCAAAUGCACGGCCGAGAUAGAGGGUACGUGGCACGAUGUGGAAUUUUCCCUUCCGUGGGCAGGCCCAGUGAUAAACUUGCUGGCCAAGCUGGUAUCUCUAGCAUCCAUUGUCACUGCCGGGAAAUGCCAGCUUCUGUUCAUGGAAUUGAACAAAGCUUUGAGAACAUGACCAAUUCCUCAAAGAUAAAUGGUGAUGGGAAGUGCCGAAGCUUCAUCUAGGCCUCCACAAUUUGUCUUGCGGAAUUUCAGAGCUGGCAGUAUAGGCGCACAAAAGUAAUGCAAGACAUUUCACAAAUGAUGUUAUCUGGAGCAACAUUGUGCUACAUUUGCUGGGAAUGGAGAAACUGGAGUUUGUGCACCACAAUCUUCCUGCCUUGUUUUGUCGUCCACAUGUUGAGAAAGAAGAGAAGAAAGAAAAAGAGCAUGUUUGGUGGGAGGUGCAAAUCGCAUGAGCAAUUAUUGAGCUUUGUUUGGUUCAGGGGAUUACUGGAUGCUGACACAGAUACACCAGCUAGUUUGUUGUAAAUUAUUAAUGGAAAUAUUGUACUCCUUCAUCUGCUUCACCUGCCUCCUUCCUACCUUCCUUGUAUGAUUGCUUGAUCUUUGUGCAGAGAUUAAGCUUGUCUCCUCGUGCAGGGCCUGUACUUUGUUGUAAGGAUGCAUGACAUGCUGAAAAGGAGCACUUUGUUUAUGCAAAGCGUAUGUACUGUUCUACUGA